Molecule: messenger RNA, 1332 nt
Organism: Sporisorium graminicola
Lineage: Eukaryota; Fungi; Basidiomycota; Ustilaginomycetes; Ustilaginales; Ustilaginaceae
Exons: 1
Coding region: 1-1332 (443 amino acids)
Biological process (GO): L-leucine catabolic process
Molecular function (GO): flavin adenine dinucleotide binding; 3-methylbutanoyl-CoA dehydrogenase activity
Source: RefSeq, a predicted model, not a curated record
AUGGCUCCUUCCGCCACGACUGCAACUGCUGGCGGCAACGUCGCCCCUGUCUCAGGCAAAGAUGCGUCCCGUAUCCAGCCCGACCCGGAGGUCGUCCAAUACCCCAAAUUCGACAAGGAUCCCGUGACCCCUGAGGAGGUCUUCGCACGUGCCGAGCAGGUCUCGGAGCUGCUUCACGAGGACGAAGCCAUCCGAGACCGCGGUAACGUGGUUCCUUACCGCCAGGUGCAGCUGCUCAAGGACGCUGGUCUAGUCACCAUCCUCGGCCCCAAGUCGGCUGGUGGAGCUGGCUUGAGCUGGAAGGAAGCGUACAAGGUCAUCCGCAUCAUCGCGCGUGGCGAUGGCUCGCUGGGCCAGCUGAUCGGCUAUCACUACCUGUGGUCGUGGACCGCCGCGCUCGUGGGCACGGACGAGCAGCGCGCCAAGUACGAAGAGUGGAUCACUAAGAACAAGUACUUUGUCGGUGGCGCCGUCAAUCCGCGCGAUGCCGAUCUCAAGGUGAACCAGGAUGAGAACAACCCGGACCAACUCAUCUACAACGGCAAGAAGACUUUCUCGACGGGAAGCAAGAUCAGCGACGUGACCAUCCUCGAGGGGUCGCUGCCGGACGGAUCGCAUGUGUUUGCGGCCGUGCUGAGCCGCCAGCCGGGUAUCGUGUACGGCGACGAGUGGGUGGACACGCUCGGCAUGCGCGGUACGCAGUCGGGCGGGAUCUCGAUCUCGAACGUCGUCGUUCCCUGGUCAGAUGCACUGGGUUGCGUCAACAAGGUAUUCCAACCUCUGGGCGCCUACAACACGCUCAACCUGCCGCAGAUCCAGUUGGUCUUCACCUCGUUCUACCUGGGCAUUGCCGAAGGAGCUCUGGCGCGCGCCGCAGCGUACACCAAGGCAAACACGCGAGGCUGGCCCUACCAGCCCACGCCCGUCGCACGGGGUACCGAUGAGGCCUACAUCCAGAUCGGCUACGGCGACCUCCAGGCCAAGCUCUGGGCCGCCGCCUCGCUGAUCGACAACGUGGUCGAGGAGGCAGCGGGCAUUUUGCACACCAACCCGCGACAGAAGAUCACCGAGGAGCAGCGCGCCAAGUUUGCGGUGCGCGUUGCUGCCGCAAAGGUGAAUGCUGUCGACGUGGGAUUGGCCGUGACAAGCCAGAUCUACGAGCUGACGGGUGCACGAGCUGUGGCUGGCAAGUACGGAUUCGAUGUCGCGUUCCGCGAUCUGAGGACCCACUCGCUGCACGACCCCAUUGCGCACAAGCGCGCCGAGGUGGGCAGGUUUACGCUGCACGGUCCUGGCAAGGACGGCUGGCCUACCCCCACUUGGUACACUUGA